UAAUGAGUGCCGUGGUUUUAGUUCUUGUCCAGCUUUAUGUCCUUUAUGAGUCUAAUUUGACUGCAAUCCAACAACAGACUCCACCCAAACCACAAUACAGCAGUGGUGCUCGAGAGCAGAAGCCCAAUAUACUGUUUCUACUAGUGGACGACUUGGGUUUUAAUGAUGUAAGUUACCACGGAAAGGACGGUGGAUCCGCCAUCAAAACUCCUACAAUAGAUGCACUGGCUAAACAAGGUGUCAAAUUAGAGAAUUACUAUGUGCAACCUCUUUGUUCACCAACCAGGAGCCAGCUUAUGACCGGCAGGUAUCAGAUACGCAUGGGUAUUCAACAUUACUUAUUUGAGCACACCAGACCACAAUGUUUACCUGAGGAUGAAGUAACGUUACCACAGAAGCUGAAGGAGGUUGGUUACUCCACCCAUGCCCUGGGGAAAUGGCACCUGGGGUUUUGUCGCAAAUCUUGUUUACCAACCAGCCGGGGAUUUGACACUUUUUUCGGUCUGUAUACGGGUGGAGGAGAUCAUUGGUAUUAUAAUAGAACUAUGGAGAAUCGCCCAACCGGCGGCGGCCAUGAUCUACAUGAUGAUGACCAACUACAACUCCGAAAUGUGAACAAGUAUGAUGGUAUAUACAGUGCUGAGCUAUUCACUUCACGAGCACAGCAAAUAAUAAGACAGCAUCACAAAAGAACGCCUUUCUUCUUGUACCUGGCCUAUAAAAAUGUUCACUCUCCACUCCAAGCUCCAAAUCGUUACACGUCAUUAUAUAAAGACACCAUUGUGAAUGGGCGGAGACGAACCUACGCUGGAAUGGUCAGUGCAGUCGAUGAAAGUGUCCGCAAUUUAACACGAACUCUAAAGGCAAACAGACUUUGGAACAAUACAAUCAUAAUCUUUUCCACAGAUAAUGGAGGUUCUUUAUAUCAGUAUGGUAACAAUUGGCCUUUGCGUGGCGGGAAGAGCGUGUUAAACGAAGGUGGAGUUCGCGCUGUAGGUUUCGUCAGUAGUCCGCUACUUCCAGAAGUCAUACGAGGCACGGUCAACAGAGAACUUAUACACGUCAGUGAUUGGUUCCCGACUAUUGUUCAGAGCAUUGCAGGUGGGCAUAUCAACGGGACCAAACCUCUCGAUGGAUACGAUGUUUGGCGAUCCAUCAGUGAAGGAGCUAAGUCUCCUCGUCUUGAGAUUCUUCAUAAUAUUGAUCCUCUCUAUGACCAAGCUGAGCUUAAUGCUGAUGAUUAUGAGUUCUUAGACUCACUCCCCGGGGACUUCAUGUUUAAUCCCAGCAUACGAGCUGCAAUAAGAGUCGGUGAUUGGAAGUUACUCACUGGAUAUUCGGGUUGUAAACAUUGGCAAAGACCUGCAGAAUCUCCUGGUCUGAUUCCCGUCCCAACGUGUCCAGGCUUCAAAGACCAUAUUCAACUUUACAACAUCAAGUAUGAUCCAAAAGAGACAUGUAAUGUUGCGAAAGACCACAAGGAUGUUGUGUUGAAGCUUUUACGUCGCUUGCAGCACUAUCAAUCAUCUGCUAAACCGGUGUACUAUCCGCCUAUUGAUCGUCGAGCAGAUCCACAGCGGCAUGGUGGCGUCUGGGUUCCAUACAUUGGUGGUUGAUCUUUAGGGCCUUGUCACACGAGGCAACUUUUGCACGCAACUUGGAUGCAACCAACUGCAGUGCAUACUACAUGACCACUUUGGUAUUACACAAGUCAUUUUCCCAACAUUGUCUUACGAUCCACAAGAGAAAUAGGUGAACACUCAAAUGUGAAUGCCUUUUCUUCAUGGAGAUUGCCUGGAACUGGUUGCCUGUAAAUUGCCUCGU
Messenger RNA from Asterias rubens (European starfish), 1824 nucleotides. RefSeq names its product arylsulfatase J-like. The coding region runs from base 3 to 1616 and encodes 537 amino acids. Lineage: Eukaryota; Metazoa; Echinodermata; Asteroidea; Forcipulatida; Asteriidae. The record is from RefSeq and is a predicted model, not a curated record. The transcript is spliced from 7 exons.